CUGCAUGCAGUUACAAGGCAUGCACAACAUCUUCGUUCGGUGCACUCUUGUUUCUGUUGUAAUGUAAUGUGGAUCUCAUCUGCCAGCAACAAUAAGACUACACAAUUCCCGCAUUCUGGAAUCACAAUGAUCACCGAAGAAUCGUCAAAGAUGUUGGAAAAUAUUGAUAGCGAGUAUGAUAAAUUGGUCUUACCUGAUAUACCAAGGGCUGAAGAAGCCGAGAUGUUGCACCCUCAAGCAAAAUCAAAAGUUAAAUCUUUGUGUUGGUGGAUGAAAACAUUGUUAUGGUGCUGCCUCGCUGUUAUACUUGCUACUGUUCUUGUGAAAUGGGGAGUACCAUUUGCUUUUGGAAAGGUUCUUUACCCAAUCAUGGAGUGGGAAGCUACUUCCUUUGGCCAUCCUGUUCUUGCCCUUAUACUUGUUGCUUCUCUAGCUUUGCUGCCAGUAUUCUUGCUUCCUUCGGGCCCCUCUAUGUGGCUGGCAGGGAUGAUUUUUGGUUAUGGCCUUGGCUUUGCUAUAAUAAUGGGUGGAACAACCAUUGGGAUGGUCCUGCCUUACCAAAUUGGACUACGGUUCCGUGACCGCAUUCAUCAAUGGUUAAAAAGAUGGCCUCGUAAUGCAGCAAUGAUUAGGCUUGCUGGGGAGGGAAACUGGCUCUAUCAAUUUCAAGUGGUUGCUUUGUUUAGGCUCUCACCUUUUCCCUAUACUAUAUUCAAUUAUGCUGUUGUGGUGACUAAUGUGAAGUUUUGGCCCUAUUUAUGCGGAUCAGUUGCUGGAAUGGUGCCAGAAGCUUUCCUCUACAUAUACAGUGGUCGAUUAAUGAAGACAUUGGCUGAAGUAGGGUUAGGGAAGCGUCACCUAAACACUCUGGAAAUUAUAUACAGCCUUAUUUCUUUCAUCAUUUCAAUUGUUGCAAUUGUUGCCUUCACCGUUUAUGCAAAGAGGACCUUACGUGAACUCAAAAUGAUAGAGUUGAAUGAUGAAGUUUCCUUGAAUGGUGAAGUUCCCUUAGUAUCUGAGGGAGGUAGUUGUGAAAUGAGGUCACGUCCUCUUGUGAAGUCCAAUAGCUCGCCUCAAUUUUCAUGAUUGUAUAUAUAACAAGUUGCUAUAGGAUACAUUCUUUUUGAACUCCAGGCUUUCUUUUUACGUCCAUGAUUGAUCAGCUGAUCACUGUAAAUAGUUUGAGGAAUAGAAAAGCAAAUCAGCUAAUGCGUUCCGCUGAUUUUGAUUUGUUGUAAGAGUAAGUUACUGACUCAUUGCAGAAGACACGCUUGCCACUGGCCAUCUUGUCGAACGUAUGCUAUGCAAAAAUAACUAGUUAUCUCUUGCCUCCUAUGAGGGAAAGGGUUCCUAAAAUC
Arachis ipaensis is the source of this 1358-nucleotide messenger RNA. The record is from RefSeq and is a predicted model, not a curated record. Lineage: Eukaryota; Viridiplantae; Streptophyta; Magnoliopsida; Fabales; Fabaceae.